This is a messenger RNA of Aspergillus terreus NIH2624, 852 nucleotides long. RefSeq lists its product as uncharacterized. The record is from RefSeq and is a predicted model, not a curated record. Bases 1 to 852 code for a protein of 283 amino acids. Lineage: Eukaryota; Fungi; Ascomycota; Eurotiomycetes; Eurotiales; Aspergillaceae. The transcript has 3 exons.
AUGUCUCAGUGGGCCUCCAGCUCCUCUAGCGGAAACUCUCGGUUCACCUUCGUGUCGGGGUACGUCCAGUCGGAAGCUCGAAGUCACGCCAUGCGGGAGCAUUGGAAGCAUCGGCACAAGCGCAACCAACAGGCAAAGUCGGAUCGCGGCAAGAAAGUAUCUCGGAAUCUGCUCCCCCGUUUGACGAGUGGCGAUGGGUCCUCGUUGGCGAAAGCACAGCCGGGUCCCGCGGAGAUAGAGAAGGAGGAAAAGAGAAAGAACGGCACUGUCAGGACCGGGAUCCCUGCCCAGUUGUUGUGCGGGAUGAGCUAUGCGCUGGCGAGCUCGAGGCCGGACCCAUUUCAGACUUGUCCGAUUCAUCUGACAAGCCAGCAUCAGCGACUACUGCAUCAUUGGAUUGGCACCCAUGCCGCGAUGAUGUUCGAGGAGCUGGAUGUUACCGAGUUUAAUCCGAUGAGAGAUGUUUGGUUCCCGCUAGACCUUUCGAAUGCAGCCUCUUUCAAUUGCAUAAUGGCGCAUUCGGCUGCACACUUGGCUCAUCUGUAUACUGGCUCCCCACCGCGGCGCGGGAUGAUUUCUUCGGACGCGCUCAAAUAUAAAAUCGAGGCCGUUAAAAUCUUACGCAUUUGGCUUGCUGACCCUGCGAGGGCGCUCUGUGAUGAUUCCUUUGCUGCUACUGUCCGUCUCCUCACAUUUGAACGAUACUGGGGCACAGUGGCCGAUUGGAAAAUCCACCGAGAUGGUCUCCAGCGGAUGGUUGAGGCCAAAGGCGGAGUUCAGGCCCUGCGCGAGAACUGGCGCCUGGAACUCGUUGUUUACCUGUGCGUGCAGCUGACGAGGAGUGAGGUGUGA